This is a messenger RNA of Aplysia californica (California sea hare), 1744 nucleotides long. RefSeq names its product ras-related and estrogen-regulated growth inhibitor. The transcript has 5 exons. The record is from RefSeq and is a predicted model, not a curated record. Bases 431 to 1303 code for a protein of 290 amino acids. NCBI's taxonomy places the organism in Eukaryota, Metazoa, Mollusca, Gastropoda, Aplysiida, Aplysiidae. Gene Ontology annotation, molecular function: GTPase activity; GTP binding.
CAACAACAAGGCCAGCCCAUUAUGACUGCGUCAGCCUCUGUUGUGGCAUGUCGAAAGAGUUUCUUUCGUCUUUUUCUUGGAGAACAACAUAAGAAUGACAUUAGACGAAUUCUUUCUCGCCAUGCCAUGCAGCGCAUUGGGCCAUAAUCUGUUCAGGAACUGUGCAGCAUAAUUUCUCGCCAGCCACUGCAUUCGAUUGUGAUCUGUUUUGGAGCACAGUGGGACGUGAGGAUAUAAUAAUAACGUUAAACUUGUUGCUCCAUAUGGGUAGGAGGGGGGAAAAAACACGCUCAGCCAAAACGGCCACCAUGGUUUAACGGACGUGAUUUAACUGAACUAGCCUGAGGACAGAAAACAAAAGGAAAGCAAAAACAAAAACAAUACAAACUCGGGUUUCUUCUGCGGAAAGAAUACUGUGGUCUUUUCUGCCAUGGCUUCACCAUCCAGCAACUCAUCUCGUCUGCUCAAGAGGAUCAGCAUCAUCUCUUCCAGACCCAGACCUUUCAGGGUAGCAGUUCUCGGGCAGAACGGAGUUGGCAAGACAGCUCUGGCUGUCCGAUUCGUUACUCGUCGCUACAUUGGUGAAUACGAUCCUUUCCUGGAGAGAGUGUACAACUGCCAGAGAUCCAUACAAGGCAACAUGGUGGACUUUGAAGUGCUGGACACAGCAGGACUUAACGAAAACAGCAAACUGAAAGAGCACAUUCGUUGGGCUGACGCCAUAGUCCUUAUGUAUGACGUCACAGAUCGAUGCAGCUUCAUCGAGUGCAGUCGCCUGAAAUUUCUCAUCAACGCCCACUCGAGGAGGAGCAGACGUAGAUCUGGCAGCGAUCCGGAUACGGAACUUUCCGGAAGUAUCCCUGUUUCUCUAGUGGCGAACAAAAAGGACAAAGAAAAAGAUCGUAUGGUGUUGGUGGAAGAAGGUGCGAAUCGCAGCCUUCAGUUAAACUGUGUCAGUUUCAAUGAAGUUUCUGUUAGAGAGGACCUGGAAGACAUAGUGGACAUUUUCGAAGAGCUUUAUUCGUUUUGCAAGAAACAACGAAAAUACAGGUUUCUCGGUUCCUCCAAACUUUCGUUAAAUGUGGAAAAAGUCGGUUCGAGCUCUGAGGAAGACGCCGAGGACAAAGAAGGGAGUGACAGUAUUAGCGUCAAAAAUGGCGGCGCUAUUAGUCCGGGCGGCAGAAGUCUGGGAAACGGAAGUAGACGAGGAACUCUUUUCGCUCCAGCACCAGAAAUCUUACCAGACUCACCCAUUCAACGUGUGAGGUCAAGGCGUAGGGAGGCCUUCUAUACAUUCAGCUGAGAGUUGCCACGGUACUUUUGUUUUAAACUGAGAUUUUGCUCUACCAUUCUUGAUGAGAAUAAUGUGUUUUACCUCCACCGGUAAAGUUCACAGUCAGAAAGGUUUUAAAAUAUUACAUUAAGAAUCACAUUUGCAGACAUUUUCUCCUUCUUUCCAUCGUCUUACCUCUUCCACUCCUCGAUUGUUGCCCAUUUUCCUGUUGUACACUGUACAGGGUAUACCUGUUUGUUUCUCUGUUUAUAUGCAACUGUCUGUUGUUUUGCAACCAAAAUAUGAUGCAAAACUGUUGACUCUAAUGAUCCAUCCAACAGUUUCUCUUUUUUCUUUUUUUUCUUCUUUUUUUUUGGGGGGGGGGGCGUUAUAUCAAGCAAAAUAUUAUUAUUAUCAUUAUUAUCAUUAUUAAGCAUUGGCUUAAAUGGACCAUCCAACAGUUCAUCAGUU